This is a messenger RNA of Racocetra persica, 927 nucleotides long. The record is from the annotation of a GenBank genome assembly. Lineage: Eukaryota; Fungi; Glomeromycota; Glomeromycetes; Diversisporales; Gigasporaceae.
CAUCGAAUGCGACAACGAAAGAUGGCAACACCGGCAUUUAACAAAUCUCUUAAUCCCGAGAUGAUUGGAGAAUGUACUAGCGAACUUAUAACUUUGCUAAAUAAACAUACUGAUACUCCGUUAGAUAUAUUCACAUUAAUGAAACGCAUUACCGUUCAAACAUUAGGAAAGUUGGCUUUCUCUCUGGAAGAGGAACCAUAUUUUCUGAAAACUUAUGAAAAAAUUGUAGAACUUCUUCAAAACCCGCUUCAUAUGAUAUUAAAAUUUACUUAUAAGCUUCCGUUAAAAGUAAAUCGUGAACUCUCACAAUUAAUUAAAGAGUUUGAUCAAUUUAUAUAUAAUGUCAUUGAACAACGAAAACUUGAUCUUGUUAAAGAAACAACAAAAGAAGACCACACAGAUUUAUUGGCUAAUAUGUUGGAAAAUAUUGGCAAUGAAAAAUUUGAAUACACUAUAAAGGACCUUAGAGAUGAACUGACUUCGAUUUUUUCUGCUGGACAUAAUACAAGAGAAGAAGCAAUUCAAGUCUUAGGAAAUUACUCUAAAAUACCAAAUUCAGAAAAUGUUAAGAAAUUAAAAUAUAUAAAAGCAAUCAUUGAAGAAUCACUUCGUCGUUAUCCAGCAGUAACAAUGUUACCAUUCCGUAAAGUUUUAAAGCCUUUAAAGCUUAGUCAAAAUAUUGAAAUUCCAGAAGGAAUAAACAUUUCACUGAAUAUUUGGCAGAUUCAUAAAAAUUCAGAUCUUUGGAGCGAUGAGUUUGUGCCCGAAAAAUUUAUGAAUCAAGAAGCAAAAAAGAAUUGGAUUCCGUUCUCUAAUGGGCAUAGAAAUUGCAUUGGACAAAAUUUUUCAAUGAUGGAACAAAUAGUUAUUACCGCAAUGAUGUUACUUAAUUUCGAGGUUUCUUUGCCUCCUGAGAGUCAAAAUUUG